CUCUCCGUUACGCAGGCCUGAGUUUGAAAGUCCUUCUUAAAAGAUUUUUUUGUUUAAAAAGACGGCUUUUGUCGACUACGAUUAACAACCAGCAAUUGAUACAACAAUGGCAACCAACGCACUUCACGUUUCGGUCGGUAAUUCUGCGACAGCACCUCAUCAACGGCCAUUCACUUGCACUGUGAGCCCCGUGGUUCUUUUCGCCGUCUUGGACCAUUACUUGCGCCGCGAUGACAAGCAAAACAAAGUGAUUGGCGCUUUACUCGGUGUACGCAGCCCCGAUGGCACCGAAGUCGAGAUCAAAAACUCGUUCAGCGUGAUUCACACCGAAGAAGAUUCGCAGAUUGUUUUAGACAAAGAACAUUACACCAACAUGCACGAUUUGCACCAGCGAGUUAACCCUGAAGAAACCAUUCUUGGUUGGUACACCACGGGUCCCAACUUGACACCUGCCAGUGCUCCCCUUCAUACCAUCUUCUCCCAAGACACUGGUCAUUUCCGACCCAUUCACGUUACUUUUGAUACUGAAAUGCUUUUGAAGAGCGAUGAUAUGGGCAUGCAAGCAUACACGAGCGCACCCGUUGGCUUCUCCACCAAGCCUGGUGAUUGCAUGUACUUGCCCGUACCAUGCGAGACCAAGUAUGUCGAUGCUGAACGGAGUGGAUUGGAUAUGCUUGCAUCGGCAAAGUCAUCAGAGAACCGUUCGGCAUCACUUUUGUCUGAUAUGGAUCAUUUGGAAGUGGCCGUUGGCAAAUUGCAAGAAAUGUUGCAGAGAAUCAGUGAAUAUGUAGACAGCGUUGUGGAUGGCAAGGAAAAACCCAACAACGCCAUUGGUCGAUACAUCAUGGAUACUGUUUCCGUGGUCCCCAAGGUCGACAGUGCCUCCUUCGAGAAGAUGUUCAACUCUCACCUCCAAGAUCUUCUUAUGGUCGUCUAUCUUGCAAACAUGACUCGCACCCAACUCUCUGUCGCCGAACGAUUGAACCUGUUUGUGUCCAACUAAACUAAUUCUUCUUCUUCUUCUUUGUACGCUUUAUCUUGUUUUUUCUCUCCCUCUCUUUCACUCGCACACUCACACUACCUACAUAUAAAAAAAAUACUCUGUUGUUUCAUCUUUCUACUGCCUCGCCCACCCCCAUCACUUCUCUCUCUUUCGUUGUGUACAUACAGAACUUUGCUUGGAGAGUAUUUCAGUCCGAUAAAGAUUUGUGUGAAUAGAAACAAUCUGGUUAUCCGAGGAUCAUUCGAGUUUCAGAGUGGAGAUUUUGUCAAACGGGGAUACUGCUGCUAUUGUCAAUGACAUAACUUGUAACGUGUGUAAGCUGCUGG
Messenger RNA from Zychaea mexicana, 1329 nucleotides. Its product is annotated as maintenance of mitochondrial structure and function-domain-containing protein. Gene Ontology annotation, cellular component: eukaryotic translation initiation factor 3 complex, eIF3m. Bases 107 to 1003 code for a protein of 298 amino acids. Lineage: Eukaryota; Fungi; Mucoromycota; Mucoromycetes; Mucorales; Lichtheimiaceae. The transcript has 4 exons. Gene Ontology annotation, biological process: translational initiation. The record is from RefSeq and is a predicted model, not a curated record. Gene Ontology annotation, molecular function: translation initiation factor binding; metallopeptidase activity; translation initiation factor activity.